UUCUCUCUCUACCACUCUUUUUUAUUAGGAUUAUGCUACUUUUCCCUCCAAUUCAAACCUCCCUCUCUUUUACCUCCUCAUCUAUGAAGAACACGGCAUUCUCUCCUCCUCCACCGCCGACUUCUCUCUACCCCACCCCUCACCACCAUCACCACCACCUCCUCCUCCUCUUCCCUCAACCCCCUUCAAUCCCCCACCACCUCUUCCUCAAAACCUACAAUCCCCACCCUCUCCGCCACCGCUCACCCCGUCCCCUCUCCGCCGCCUCCGACAAGGCCUCAGAGCUCCAUCAAUGGGAUUCGAUGACUGCGCGCUUCGCCGCCGCCUCCAACGUCCCCUUCCUCCUCAUCCAGCUCCCGCAGAUCCUGCUCAAUGCCCGCAACCUCCUGUCCGGCAACCGCGCCGCCCUCCUCGCCGUCCCCUGGCUUGGGAUGCUCACAGGGCUUCUGGGGAACCUGACCCUGCUCUCCUACUUUGCGAAGAAGAGGGAGAGCGAGGCUAUCGUCGUCCAGACGCUCGGCGUCGUCUCCAUCUUCGUGGUCUUGGCACAGUUAGCCGCAGCAGGGGCCAUGGCGCGGCCCGUCUUCUCGGCGAUCUCCGCGGUCGUGUUACUCGGCCUCGUGCUGAAUUUCAUGAACUAUUUCGGUAGGCUCGAUUCCGGGCUCUGGCUACUCUGGGAGGACUUCAUCACUGUCUCGGGCUUAUCCGUGCUCCCGCAGGUAAUGUGGUCGACGUUUGUUCCCAGUAUCCCGAAUAGUAUAUUGCCGGGGAUCGUAUCUUGUACCGUUGGAGUUGCGGUUGUCGCCAUGGCACGGAUAGGUAAACUUCCCGAGGAUUGGGUGAAGUUUGUCAGGUCGAUAUCUGGCUGGACCGCCACAUUACUGUUCAUGUGGAUGCCUAUUGCGCAGAUGUGGACAACCUAUCUCAAUCCGGACAACAUCAAGGGCUUAUCGGCUCUUACAAUACUGCUCGGCAUGAUCGGGAACGCUCUCAUGAUCCCGCGUGCUCUAUUCAUCCGUGAUCUUAUGUGGUUCACAGGUGCAUCUUGGGCAUCAAUCCUUCAUGGUUGGGGAAAUUUGGCCUGCAUGUAUUUUUUCGACAGUAUAAGCAGCGCCUUUUUCUUCCCAGCAACACUCAGCUUAUUCUUAUGGAUAGGAGCUGCUCUCUGGAGAGAUACCGCAGUCUACGGAUACAAUACACCAUUGAAAUCCUUAAGAGAACUUGCUUUCGGACGAUGACGAGCAAGAAAUUUUCACGGCAAACUAUCCUUUCCGAUUCAAUUGUGAAACCUCCAUGAGCUGUAAAUAGUUCUGCUGAUUGCUGGCUCUGAAGGUAAUUGUGUACAGAUAAACAAAUGGUGAGAAGAUGAGAGGUGGUUUCCAUUCCAGCAGCAGAUAAGGAUUAAACUUGUGGUGGUGAAGAAAGGGAUCUUUGAAUGGAUGAUUACACCAGAAAUGUCAGAUAUCUCACAGUCACAGGAACUUAUUCGACGGCAACAGUAUAAACUACUCUUCACAUCAGAUUUUUCCUCCUCUUUUGUUUCAGGUUUUCUAUCACUAGAGUUGAGAUGGUACCACAAAAUGUUCAAAUUUGCUAAUUUAAAGGCUCCCAGAUGCUAGCCCCCUACAUCCAACAAAAGAGAAGAGGAGGCAAUAAUUUAAAUUCUUGUACACUACAUGAUGGCUUCUACUUCCCAUUUAAAGCUACUACAAAAACACAACAUUUCAUCAUCACAAAUUACAAGAAGCAAAAUAUAUAACAACAAGAUGUAGCAUAAUUAGCAACAUUGCUGUAAAUAUUCAUUCACAAUAUAUAGAUUCAUCAGACACAUUCUUGCA
Ananas comosus (pineapple) is the source of this 1838-nucleotide messenger RNA. Its product is annotated as maltose excess protein 1-like, chloroplastic. Gene Ontology annotation, cellular component: chloroplast envelope. Gene Ontology annotation, molecular function: maltose transmembrane transporter activity. The transcript is spliced from 12 exons. The record is from RefSeq and is a predicted model, not a curated record. The coding region runs from base 33 to 1238 and encodes 401 amino acids. Lineage: Eukaryota; Viridiplantae; Streptophyta; Magnoliopsida; Poales; Bromeliaceae.